CCUCCAUAUCAGGUGAUUCAGGUGUUCCAAUCCCCUCCAUAUCAGGUGAUUCAGGUGUUCCAAUCCCCUCCAUAUCAGGUGAUUCAGGUGUUCCUAUCCCCUCCAUAUCAUGUGAUUCAGGUGUUCCUAUCCCCUCCAUAUCAUGUGAUUCAGGUGUUCCUAUCCCCUCCAUAUCAUGUGAUUCAGGUGUUCCUAUCCCCUCCAUAUCAUGUGAUUCAGGUGUUCCUAUCCCCUCCAUAUCAUGUGAUUCAGGUGUUCCUAUCCCCUCCAUAUCAUGUGAUUCAGGUGUUCCUAUCCCCUCCAUAUCAUGUGAUUCAGGUGUUCCUAUCCCCUCCAUAUCAUGUGAUUCAGGUGUUCCUAUCCCCUCCAUAUCAUGUGAUUCAGGUGUUCCAAUCC
This is a messenger RNA of Staurois parvus, 396 nucleotides long. NCBI's taxonomy places the organism in Eukaryota, Metazoa, Chordata, Amphibia, Anura, Ranidae. The record is from the annotation of a GenBank genome assembly.